GGAGGUAAAGGAAGACCGGGACCACCAGGUCCGAAAGGACCGCGUGGUUUUCCAGGACCUACUGGGCCGCGUGGAGCAGACGGUUUCCCAGGAGAUCCAGGACCAAGAGGACCAAUAGGUCCACAAGGAGGUCCAGGAUUACCUGGUAUUCCAGGUCCAGAAGGUUUACCAGGAGAAAAAGGUACAAAGGGUGAACCUGGCUUGACUGGAUUUCCUGGAGGUCCAGGACCACGUGGGUUCGAUGGACCACCCGGAGCUGUGGGGCCACGUGGACCACCCGGAGAAAAAGGAUUAUCGAUAAUGGGUCCAAAAGGAAUGGAUGGAACGCCUGGUUUGGAUGGAGAGAAGGGUCAAAAGGGAGAACGAGGUUAUGCGGGUGUCCGAGGUCGACCGGGAGAUUCUUUGGAUGGUAUUCCAGGAGCACCGGGUGCACCCGGUGAGCCUGGAGAAGCGGGAGCACCAGGAAGAGAUGGUUUACCAGGUCUUCCUGGAUCGCCUGGAGAAAAAGGAGAUAUUGGUGGUCGCUGUAUAGAUUGUUUACCGGGACUGCGAGGUGCUAAAGGAGAUCGUGGUGCGGAUGGUAUUCCUGGGCUUACCGGACCUCGAGGACCACCCGGAGAGCGUGGUUUCCCUGGAGAAUCUGGAGUGGACGGUCUACCAGGACCAAUCGGACCUCCGGGAUUGCCGGGAAAAGAUGGUAUACCCGGUUCUCCAGGACCUCAAGGAAACCCUGGAAACCCAGCAACAGUGACAUGGGGUAUGCUUCAUUUGGAGAAAGGUGAUAAAGGAGCACGUGGAGAACCUGGUCGACAAGGCCCGCCAGGACCUGAAGGGCCUCCAGGAGAGAAGGGCAGACCCGGACUCGAAGGUUUCCCAGGACUUAAAGGAACACCAGGAGAUCGCGGUUUUCCUGGACAAGACGGUGUCCCAGGAAGAUCAGGUUCACCUGGAUUCAAGGGAGAAAAAGGAUUAAGUAUAAAAGGUGAACCUGGAGAACCAGGUCGACCAGGAUUUCCAGGACAAAAAGGAGAACCUGGUUUGUACGGAUUAAAGGGUGAACCUGGUAAGAUUUCUUCUGAUUACCUAACGUAUGUUGCAUUUAUAAAAUUACAAAUUUACAAUGUUUUUAUAGGACCAACCGGACCACCUGGUCUACCGGGAGAGAAGGGAGUUCCGGGUCCUCCCGGCUUCCCUGGUCUAGAUGGCAUUAAAGGUGCUCAAGGUUACAUUGGUCCAGCGGGACCUCCUGGUUUACCGGGAUUGCCAGGACCUGUCGGUAUACCCGGUCUACCAGGUCUGCAAGGUCCUGUCGGUGCGCCAGGACUUGUUGGCGAACCUGGUGCACCCUGCGAAACAACACCUGACUAUCUUACCGGUAUUCUUCUGGUCAAACACAGCCAAAGUGAAACUGUGCCAGUUUGCGAGCCAGGCCAUAUUAAACUUUGGGAGGGAUACAGUUUACUCUACACAGAUGGUGACGAAAGAGCGCAUUCUCAAGAUUUAGGUUACGCUGGUUCGUGUGUAAGAAAAUUCUCCACGAUACCCUUCCUGUUCUGCGACGUCAACAACGUCUGCCAUUAUGCUUCUCGCAAUGAUCGUUCUUACUGGCUGUCGACCAAUAGUCCAAUUCCCAUGAUGCCCGUUGAAGAGAGGGCGAUAGAAGAAUAUAUCUCCAGGUGCGUGGUGUGCGAAGUGCCAGCUAAUGUGAUAGCGGUACACAGUCAAUCGAUAAGCAUUCCAGAAUGUCCGGCAGGAUGGACCGGUCUUUGGAUCGGUUAUAGUUUUGUAAUGCAUACCGGUGCAGGUUCCCAAGGCGGUGGCCAAUCCCUGUCGAGUUCCGGUUCCUGCCUGGAAGACUUCCGCGCCACACCGUUCAUCGAGUGCAACGGCGCCAAAGGACACUGCCAUUACUAUUCUAAUCAGUAUAGCUUCUGGAUGGUGAGCAUAGAGGACAACCAGCAGUUUAGGAGCCCCGAAAAACAGACCUUAAAAGCGGGCAACCUUAGAUCCCGAAUAAGUCGCUGCCAAGUUUGUAUAAAGAAUACGUAGACGUGCGCGCCGCCGUUUACACGCAUUACACGUGCAUACACACACAUACACACAUUACACACGACAUACUUCUUUUCUUCUCCUUUCUUUUUUUUUUUUUUACACGAGAAUAGAAACGAAACUGUCAUUAUGAAAAUAAACGAGCAGCGAUUGAAACCGAUACAAUUUCGUCGGGGUCAGGUCUCGACGUUAGAGAUUCCACGCAGAAGACGAUCUCUAUGUUUAUUCGAGACGAUGAAAACGCGUUCGCGAUUCGCGCGGGAUACAUUUUGUCGCGUUUGCAACACGGAAAUUGAACUUGUCGGAAUUGCGCUGGUUCCGAUCUUCGACCUAACAAGGAAGAAAGAGACAAGGUAACGUCUCGCGAUGG
Molecule: messenger RNA, 2419 nt
Organism: Pogonomyrmex barbatus (red harvester ant)
Lineage: Eukaryota; Metazoa; Arthropoda; Insecta; Hymenoptera; Formicidae
Gene: Col4a1
Product: Collagen type IV alpha 1
Cellular component (GO): collagen trimer; extracellular matrix
Molecular function (GO): extracellular matrix structural constituent
Source: RefSeq, a predicted model, not a curated record